UUUUGGAUACGUGGAAGUAGCACCUAUUCUGACCGAGGCUGGGAGCAUCUUUUUGCCCUCGUCCGUCAGCUUCAUUCCGAUAAAAUGAUUAAAAAGUUCGAUAAAAAGGACGAGGAGUCUGGAAGUGGCUCAAACCCUUUCCAGCACCUUGAGAAGAGCGCUGUGCUUCAGGAGGCACGUAUCUUUAACGAGACCCCAAUCAACCCAAGAAGAUGCCUCCAUAUUCUUACCAAGAUCAUCUACCUCCUCAACCAGGGGGAGCAUUUUGGGACUACAGAGGCUACAGAGGCCUUCUUUGCCAUGACAAGGCUCUUUCAGUCCAAUGAUCAAACACUGAGGAGGAUGUGCUACCUGACCAUCAAAGAAAUGGCCAACAUCUCUGAGGAUGUCAUCAUUGUCACUAGCAGCCUGACCAAAGACAUGACAGGGAAGGAGGAUGUGUACCGAGGACCUGCUAUCAGAGCCCUCUGCAGGAUCACUGAUACCACCAUGCUGCAGGCCAUAGAGAGAUACAUGAAGCAGGCUAUUGUUGACAAGGUCCCAAGUGUUUCUAGCUCAGCCCUGGUCUCUUCACUGCACAUGGUGAAGAUGAGCUAUGAUGUGGUAAAGCGUUGGGUGAAUGAGGCUCAGGAGGCUGCUUCUAGUGACAACAUCAUGGUCCAGUACCAUGCUUUGGGCCUGCUGUAUCACCUCAGGAAGAACGACCGUUUGGCUGUCACCAAGAUGCUCAACAAGUUCACCAAGUCUGGUCUCAAGUCUCCCUUCGCCUACUGCAUGCUGAUCAGGAUUGCAAGUAAACUGCUGGAUGAGACUGAAGCAGGUCAUGACAGCCCUUUGUUUGACUUCAUCGAGAGCUGCCUGAGGAAUAAGAAUGAGAUGGUGGUCUAUGAAGCUGCCUCUGCCAUUGUCCACAUGCCCAACUGUACUGCCAGGGAGCUGGCUCCUGCUGUGUCAGUGUUGCAGCUUUUCUGCAGCUCCCCCAAAGCAGCUUUGAGAUACGCUGCAGUCAGGACCCUCAACAAGGUUGCCAUGAAGCACCCGUCAGCUGUGACUGCAUGCAACUUGGACCUGGAAAACCUGAUCACUGACUCAAACCGCAGCAUUGCCACUCUGGCCAUCACCACUCUGCUGAAGACCGGCAGUGAGAGCAGUGUGGACCGCCUCAUGAAGCAGAUCUCCUCAUUUGUCUCAGAGAUCUCAGACGAGUUCAAGGUUGUGGUGGUGCAGGCCAUCAGCGCUCUGUGCCAGAAGUAUCCCAGGAAGCACAGCGUCAUGAUGAACUUCUUGUCCAACAUGCUCAGAGAUGAUGGUGGUUUUGAGUACAAGCGUGCCAUUGUGGACUGCAUCAUCAGCAUCAUCGAGGAGAACCCAGAAAGUAAGGAGACCGGUCUGGCCCACCUGUGUGAGUUCAUUGAGGACUGCGAGCACACGGUGUUGGCAACAAAGAUCUUACACCUGCUGGGCAAAGAGGGUCCACGCACCCCCCAGCCCUCCAAGUACAUCCGCUUCAUCUUCAACCGUGUGGUGCUGGAGAGCGAGGCUGUCCGUGCAGCUGCAGUCAGCGCUUUGGCUAAAUUUGGAGCUCAGAAUGAUGAUCUGCUGCCGAGCGUCCUGGUCCUCAUGCAGAGGUGCAUGAUGGACAGUGAUGAUGAAGUGCGUGACAGAGCUACUUUCUACAUGAACGUGUUGCAGCAGAAGCAGAAGGCUCUGAAUGCUGCCUACAUCUUCAAUGGUCUGUCUGUUUCCAUCCCUGGCCUGGAGAAGUCCCUCCACCAGUACACUCUGGAGCCCUCAGAGAAACCUUUCGAUAUGAAGAGCGUCCCUCUGGCCACCACUCCAAUCACAGAGCAGAAAACAGAAAUCGCCCCUGUUGCUACGAGCAAACUUCCAGAAAAGUUGGCCCCUUCACGCCAGGACAUCUACCAGGAGCAACUUGCGGCGAUCCCAGAGUUCCAAAAUCUCGGCCCGCUCUUCAAAUCCUCCGAGCCGGUGCAGCUGACGGAGGCUGAGACGGAGUACGUGGUACGCUGCGUCAAACACACCUUCGCCCGGCACAUGGUGUUCCAGUUUGACUGCACGAACACCCUGAAUGACCAGCUCCUACAGAAGGUUGUUGUCCAGAUGGAGCCGUCAGAGGCCUAUGAGGUAGUACACUACAUCCCCGCCCCCAGUCUCCCCUACAGUCAGCCCGGUUCCUGCUACACGCUGGUCCACCUGCCUGAUGACGACCCCACCGCUGUGUCAUGUACGUUCAGUUGUACUAUGAAGUAUCUGGUCAGAGACUGCGAUCCGAACACAGGAGAGCCUGACGAUGACGGCUAUGACGAUGAAUACGUGUUGGAGGAUCUAGAGGUGACGGUUGCAGAUCACAUCCAGAAGGUUCUGAAACCAAACUUCGGCGCAGCGUGGGAAGAAGUGGGAGAUGAAUUUGAGAAAGAGGAGACGUUUGCCCUGGCGUCAGUACGGACUCUAGACGAGGCGGUCGGUAACAUCAUCAGUUUCCUGGGAAUGCAGCCAUGUGAGCGUUCAGAUAAAGUUCCAGAAAACAAGAACUCGCACGUCCUCUUCCUCGCAGGUGUAUUUCGAGGAGGUCAUGACGCUCUUGUUCGUGCUCGCCUGGCGCUGGCUGAUGGCGUCACCAUGCAGGUGACGGUUCGCAGCAGUGAGGAGACAGUGGUCGACGUCAUCUUGGCCUCUGUGGGUUAAAAUGCUCCCGCUGCUGCUACAUAUGCCAACGCAACCACAAAAACGUUCAUCUCUGCACAACAAACUGCGCCAAGAUUCUCUCCACAGCUCUAAAACUUUAUGUAUAAUGAGUCUAAAAACAUUUUAUUAUUCUGAGUAUAUUAACUGAAUCGUGUUUCUUUAUACUGUCUGAUGGUCCUCGUGUCUUCUUCACAGUAAGAAUAUUCUUUCCGUCAAAGCUUCAAUAAAUUCUGACUGUGCAUAACUUCAA
This is a messenger RNA of Cheilinus undulatus (humphead wrasse), 2956 nucleotides long. RefSeq names its product COPI coat complex subunit gamma 2 (gene copg2). The transcript is spliced from 24 exons. Gene Ontology annotation, cellular component: endoplasmic reticulum-Golgi intermediate compartment; endoplasmic reticulum; Golgi membrane. Gene Ontology annotation, biological process: intracellular protein transport; protein secretion; intra-Golgi vesicle-mediated transport. Bases 85 to 2706 code for a protein of 873 amino acids. NCBI's taxonomy places the organism in Eukaryota, Metazoa, Chordata, Actinopteri, Labriformes, Labridae. Gene Ontology annotation, molecular function: structural molecule activity. The record is from RefSeq and is a predicted model, not a curated record.